GUCGCUGCGAACUAGUAGCUCCAGCCAUCAGUUGCGACGCUGCUCCCGCAUUUACUCGCCCAGGUUUACGCGAAGCCGCGAUAGACCACAAAACACCACAACCAUGGCGGACCCAAAGAUUCAGGAGCUUCUCACGAAGCCGCGCAACGAACUCACAGAAUACGAGAUUGCCCAGCUAGAGGAGCACGAGUUCAGCGCCGGCCCACUCUCGAUCCUCCAGACCGCCGUGAGGAGCCACACCCAAGUACUCAUUUCGAUCCGGAACAAUCGCAAGCUGCUUGCGCGCGUCAAGGCUUUUGACCGUCACUGCAAUAUGGUGCUUGAGAACGUGAAGGAGAUGUGGACGGAGACGCCGAGGCUGGCGAGCGGGAAGAAGGGAAGGCCCGUAAACAAGGACCGCUUCAUUAGCAAAAUGUUUUUAAGAGGAGACUCGGUCAUCUUGGUUCUUCUCAGCUAAUGCACACAUAUCUUUCUGCAUUCUUUUUGCUCUCAUCUUGAUGCGAUUAUGAAUGACCAUGGCAAAAAGCCGGUCUUCUCACGUUUAGCACAGGCAGCAUACUCCAGUAUCAGAAAACGGCGAUGAAAAGUGGCUAAGUAACAGCCUUGAUACCUCAAUGCUUAUUACGCGGGAGGUUUUACGCAAGGCUUGCACCAUAAGCUUCUCAGUGACUGCAACUAACUGGCCAUAUAAAUAAUAUCAAAAAGACCUCCUGAAUCCCGAGUCCAACAUGACUCUUAAGAUUGACCCGCUAAUCCAUUAAAGAAGGCAGCAAGUCCCCAAGCUCCAGCGUCGGGUACCUGUUCGAAACCGGUUCCUCCCACGUAUGUCGAUCUGCCAAAGCUGGGCUUCAUUCCCUUGGUGCUUUCUGCUCCCUUUUGGGCUGCGCUAGCGGCGCUGGCUACACUGCCGGUCUCUGCGAGCGUGUUUACGAAUGGGUGGAGAGCGUCGAUUAAAGUUCGGUCGCCCACUUGUGCCUGCGAGUAGUUUCCGAGCGCCUUGCAGCUCUCCUUCAGGACUUUGGCCCACAGCUCAGGGGAGGCGGCCAACUCGCCCGAAGAGGGAGCGUUGUCACGCAGUGAUCGGAGCAUCGCGUUUAGGAAUAUGGAGUACAGGGCGCCCGAUGUGCCGUCCAUGUGAUUCUCAACGACUGGAACGAUGCUGGCCACAUCCACUACGGCAUCGCCACUUAGUGGGUUGCUCGCAAGGUGUUUGAGUGCGGCUUUGAUCGCCCCUCUUCAAGCCAAUACCACAGUCUCCAUCGCCAACGACCGUGUCAUACUUGGUGACUUCGGGUUCAGCGGCAAUUACCCUCUCCAAUGCUGCUGUGAUAGCUUUUUGAGCAGCGGCUGCAUCCAACUUCAGCCCAGUAGGUUUGAGGUCCCUCUCCUCCUUUACGUUGCCCUCUUUGGUUGCCGUAGGCGGCGAGUCCCAUGUCUCGGUAGCAAUAGGGGCAGACCACCCAAUUGCCUCACAGGGGUCAUCCAACAACUGCACCAUUGUUGCAGAACUGCCACUAUCGACUAUCUUCAGCAGUGAGAUGCUAAAGCCCAGCCCAUUGAGGCUGGUCAUGAAGGUCCCGGCGAGAAUUCGUACCGGCCUGAUGGCCCACGUGCUCAAUAGCUGCUUCGCUACCUCUGCUGUAAUACCACCCAUCUCUAAUACGCUCACACCGCCGAGGUUGUUGACUAGCAAAACGAACUUGUCGCCGCUGCCCACCUGCAUAUAAGCGCGGUCGGCGUCCUUCUGGUCGAGCAGCUGCGCCAGCAUCCGCUCCACAAGUGCGGGCAGCUCAAGGCCCUUCUCACGACCCGAUCCAGGUUCAUUGUGAAUGCCCAUGCCGAUCUCGACCUCGCCCUCGGCCAAUGUGUCCUCCUGGUCCGCUGCCUUGCGACCCGGGACGUGGACGUUUUCGAGACUGGCGCCGACACUAGCGAGGUUGGACGCGGCAAGACGGGCGACGCGGGUCACCUCGGACAGUUUGGCGCCCCGUGCGGCCAGGGCACCGGCGAUCUUAUCCACCAGGACGGUGCCGGCGAUACCGCGCCGGCCGACCUUGCCACCCUUUGCGCGACCGACGCCGACGUCAUCGCCAACGACGACCAUCUCGACGUUGAUGCCUGCGACACGCGCCUUCUCG
Messenger RNA from Pyricularia grisea, 2138 nucleotides. RefSeq lists its product as uncharacterized. Gene Ontology annotation, molecular function: RNA binding. The transcript has 5 exons. Gene Ontology annotation, biological process: RNA splicing; spliceosomal snRNP assembly. The coding region runs from base 104 to 457 and encodes 117 amino acids. The record is from RefSeq and is a predicted model, not a curated record. NCBI's taxonomy places the organism in Eukaryota, Fungi, Ascomycota, Sordariomycetes, Magnaporthales, Pyriculariaceae. Gene Ontology annotation, cellular component: precatalytic spliceosome; U4/U6 x U5 tri-snRNP complex; catalytic step 2 spliceosome.